Mizuhopecten yessoensis (Yesso scallop) is the source of this 1642-nucleotide messenger RNA. RefSeq names its product thioredoxin, mitochondrial-like. Lineage: Eukaryota; Metazoa; Mollusca; Bivalvia; Pectinida; Pectinidae. Gene Ontology annotation, cellular component: cytoplasm. Gene Ontology annotation, molecular function: oxidoreductase activity, acting on a sulfur group of donors, disulfide as acceptor; protein-disulfide reductase activity. The transcript has 4 exons. The record is from RefSeq and is a predicted model, not a curated record. Bases 142 to 645 code for a protein of 167 amino acids.
AAUGAGUUCCGAUCGAUUGAAUGGCGCGCAUUAAUUGUGACGUAGUACACACUUCCGGUAAUAGUUAUUGAAGGAGAUAAGCCGUACAGGUCUAAACAUUUUACUCUCAAAACCAAAGCAAGCAAGUAAACAAGAACAGACAUGGCCAGCCGUUAUCUCACCCGUAUAUCCUCCAGAUUUGGAGCACAGAUGAAACCAUGGCGGACAUCAAAUGUGACAUUUGCUGUCUUUCAGCGGUGUACACAAAAUAACAUCUCUGUCACAGCACCCAAAUGUUUGUCUACAACACCCGCCAGAAUGUGUAUAGUGCAGACCAAGUUUGAGGCUUUCAAUGUUCAGGAUACAGAAGACUACAAGAAGAGAGUGAUGGAAAGUGAUAUCCCAGUUGUUGUUGACUUCCAUGCUUCGUGGUGUGGUCCAUGUAAGCUGUUAGGCCCACGCUUAGAAUCUCUCAUCUCAAGUAAAGGAGGAAAGGUUGCCCUAGCAAAAGUGGAUGUGGAUGAAAACACAGACUUGGCCAUUGAAUAUGGGGUUAACAGUGUACCUACGGUCCUUGGAGUAAAAGAUGGACAAGUUCUGGAUAAAUUUAUCGGACUACAAGAGGAUGAUGUACUAAAUACAUUUAUUGAGAAGUUGAUCUGCUGAGUGGUCAGGGCAAUGUAAGGAGAGAUUGAGCUAACAUAUAACAUGGACAAUAACUGGGAAGUUGUUCCCUGAGAGGUCUGAGGAGUGUAAGGAGAGAUUGAGCUCACAUGUAACAUCGACAAUAACUGGGAUGUUGUUCCCUGAGAGGUCUGAGGAGUGUAAGGAGAGAUUGAGCUCACAUGUAAUAUCGACAAGAACUGGAAAAUUUGAUCCCAAAAUUACAGAAAUUAUGUGAGACUUUACUUGAAAUUGCAAAAAAAAUGAAUUUUAACCAAGACUUUUUUAAACACAAACUUUUCUUAGGUACUUGUAAGCAAUAUAUGACUUGAGACCUUCUAUGUAGAUCUAUAAAAUUAUUUUGGAUUUGUAUUUUGUGCAAAAAAAGAAGAAGGUUUUUGCUUCAGCAUUAGAAUUUUCAUUUGUGUUGUGAGGAACAACUUUUCCAAGUAUCCAAUUUUGUUUAUAAAAUAUAUUUCCAAUAAUUUUUGUUCAAACGAGAGUAUUAUUUUCGCUUCAUUUAUGAGCAUCUGUCCAUGGCCAGUCUGCAUCAUUUUCUGGAUAACUUUAAAAAGAUUUAAUAGUUCAGUGUUUUUCUGGGGACUUUUUGGUGCCGAUAAUGGGCCCCAUUCGCAAUUGAAAUUGUUUCCCAUUUACACCUAAUUACAAAAAUUUGCAGUUUACUCCUUAAAGAUUUCUUCUCGUGCGGUAUAUUUUCUUUCCAAAAUAAGACAAAAAGGCCCCAUCCCAAAUUAACAAAAAUAAAAUACUGGGGUAAUACUUUUGUCAAUUUCAUUAGAAUAGUAAAGGUGUGUAAGUGUUAAGUUAUUUAUGAAAUCAUAUAUUGGGCAUUAAAAUCAUGUUGUCACAAAGAUGUUGUAUGGACUUUUACAAACUCAUUGUGAUAAUAAACAUGAGAAGUGCUAUUUUGACAAAUGAUUACUGUUUAUUGAAUAAUACUUAACGUGACUGCAGUUUGAUUUGUGUUACCUUCAUAGUU